AACAUCAUCAAAAUUUACUAUUCUUAAAUUGAAAUAUAAAAAUCGGGAAAAGUAGGGACAAAAAUAGUACGCAUUUUUAAAUGAUGUAUGUUUUUAAAUGAAGAAGAAUUAGUAGAGAAUUAAGAAUAUAGUGAUUAAUUAUUAUUAGAAUACUAAUAAUUAAUGGACAGCUGUUGAAUUUUCUUUAAAAUGUAUGUCACAUUCGUCGUCAAGGAAACGCAGAUUGCGUCGCUGCAUCUAAUGUCUAAAUAUAACAACAUCGUUAUGCACCACUCUAUAAAGUUUUCUUCCUCUUCUGUGCCAUCCCAUGGCAAAAUAUAUUGUGUUUAUAUUACCGUUCAAUAAAUCAAAAUUGUUUUUAUAAAAUUCAGCAUUUCGAGAAAAUUAAACCCUCUCAAUAACAACUUGUUCCAAAUCGAAACAGAGUUGGAAAAAUGUCCUCUAGCUGUUUUUAUUAAAAUCUCACUAAUUCAUUUUCGAUAACUAUUUUCUAGCUUCGGAGCAAUCUAAGAAUAAGAAAUUAUUCUACUUUGAAAUUACCUUUUGCAGCCCGCUGUUAGAUAAACACAAAUAAACACAAAUAAACACAAUUUAUGCGAAAAACUUGAAAGCACUUCUACAAGUUUGUUUGCAGCAUGUCAAUCUGGUUCAAGUAUUCUUUGAAAAUUUAAAAAUAAUUUUACUAUGCUGCUCAGGUACUUAUUGGUUUUACUACUCCCAGGCAUUUUUGGAUUUAAAAACAUACGUAUAGGAGUCAUUUUCGAUGGUGAUCCAAUAAUUGAAGACAUCUUCAACAUUUCAGUGAAGAUGGUCAACAGAAAUCGAAAUUCUGAUCAUUUUUUACCAGCGGAGAAAAUCAUAGCUGAAAAACGAUUGGUUGCUGCUGAUGAUGUGUACGAUACAUCUGAAAAAGUCUGUGAACUCCUGGAUGUGGGCGUAGCUGCAAUUUUCGGACCCCAAAGCAAAGCCAGUUCUAGCCACGUACAAAGCAUGUGUGAUGCUAUGGAAAUCCCGCACGUUUCCACAAAUAUGGAACCCUAUGCGGAGAGACUGAAGGCCAUAAAUAUGUACCCGCACGUCAAAACACUCUCCAUGGUGUUCUAUCAUUUGAUAAAAAAUUUCAAAUGGAAAACUUACACGAUUUUAUACGACACUGACGACAGUUUAAUCCGCAUGACACCGCUUCUUACGAACUAUGGAACAACUGGUUAUACGGUUACAGUUCGCCGAUUGGAAGGAGAGAAUUACAGACCUGUACUCAGAGAUGUGAAAAAAUCAGUAGAACAAAACGUUAUUUUAGAUUGUGACAUAGGAAUUCUGCUCGAGGUUCUAACACAAGCUCAACAGGUCGGACUAAUAGCGGAUAAAUAUAAUUUCAUCGUUUGCACUUUGGACUUACAUACACUGAAUAUUCAGCCUUUCCAAUACUCCGGAAUGAACUUUACCGCAGUUCGAAUAGUCGAUCCCGAUGAUUAUACGACUCGAAAAAUUAUAGAAGAUUUUUUUCAACCCAAAGGAAUAACAGAUGCCAGUCAGUUUACUCUGGAGCAGGCACUAAUGUUCGAUGGUGUUCAACUGUUUGCCAGAGCUUUUAAACAGCUCAGCGAUGCUGUCAAAAUUAACAUUAAAAAGCUACCUUGCAACGGAUUAGAAAAUUGGGAGCAUGGGAUAAGUCUCAGUAAUUUUAUGAGAGCUUCGGAAAUGCGCGGACUCACGGGUUUGGUGAAAUUCGAUACGUCGGGAUUUCGCAGUGACUUCCAGCUUGAUAUACUGAAUGUCGGUUGGAACGGUAUUAGGAAAAUAGGGACUUGGAAUAGCACUACUAAUAUUGACUGGAUACCAGAAACGACUCUAUUCGAUCCCAAUGCUGAUUUGAGUCUUAGGAACGUGACCUUUAGAGUCCUCAUAUCGCUGACAAAGCCGUAUGCCAUGUUGAAGGAAUCGUCUUUCAAAAAAACGGGAAACGAUCAAUUUGAAGGUUUCGGAAUUGACGUUAUUGUCGAACUCAGCAAAGCCUUAGGUUUCAAUUACACGUUUAUACUGCAUGACCCGGAAUACGGGAAAUUCGACAACAAGACUGGCCAGUGGACUGGAAUGAUUAGGAAGAUAAUGGACAAUGAUGCAGAUUUGGCAAUAACAGAUUUGACCAUCACAGCUGAACGUGAAAGCGUAGUUGACUUUACAAUGCCUUUUAUGAACCUUGGAAUAAGUAUCCUUUUUACGAAACCGAAAAAGGCCUCACCAAGCUUGAUGUCCUUCUUGUCGCCCUUCUCCAACGAAGUGUGGCUUUACGUAAUCGGCGUCUACGUAUUUGUGUCAAUCGAGUUCUUCAUAAUUGGCAGAAUGUGCCCAGACGAGUGGACCAAUCCCUACCCCUGUGUCGAGGAACCGGAAAAUUUGUAUAAUCAGUUUUCGCUGAAAAAUGCUCUGUGGUUUACGGUGGGAGCGAUGAUGCAGCAAGGAACCGAACUGGCUCCCAUAGGUGUGUCGACGAGAAUGCUGGCUGGAAGUUGGUGGUUCUUCUGCAUUAUUAUCGUCAACUCUUACACGGCCAAUCUGGCAGCUUGUCUCACGGCGGAGACACUGGUGAAGCGGAUUGAAAAUGUUGAAGACCUAGCUAACCAGAACGAAAUAAAGUAUGGCGCAAAAGCUGGAGGAUCGACCCUUUCCUUCUUUGCGAAUUCAGCUAAUCCAACUUACAAGAAAAUGUUCAAAUAUAUGACAGACAAUGCCGCCUCUGUCCAAUUCGAAUCGAAUGAAGAGGGCAGAGACAAAGUGCUAAAGGGCGAUUACGCAUUUUUGAUGGAGUCUGCCUCGAUAGAGUACCUGAGCGAGAGGGAGUGUGACCUGACCCAAGUCAAUGGUCUCCUAGACCAAAAAGGUUACGGCAUCGCUAUGAGAAAAAAUUCGACCUACCGAAAUGAACUCUCGUCUGGAGUUCUCAAAUUGCAGGAGAAUGGAAUGCUUGCAUCACUAAAAACUCAAUGGUGGAAACAAAAGAGAGGAGGUGGCAGUUGUGAGAAAGAUACUAGCACAGGAGCACCGACACCUUUAAAUUUGUCAAACGUAGGAGGAGUUUACUUGGUAUUAGUGGUUGGCAUUGUGUUUUCAUUUUUCUAUUCACUGGUUGAACUUUUGUGGGAAAUAGGCUACAACUCAUUCAAACAUAACGCCUCAAUCAAAGAGGAACUCAUGGACGAGUUUAAAUUUAUUUUACAAUUCAGCGGAACUAGUAAACCAGUUAAAAAUAGAAAAUCAAUUUCGAGUAAAAGUGAAAAGGAUUCCCAAGACUCGACUCCCCCUUAUGGUUUUGUCCCAGCUGUUGUAACUACGGGUCCGCGUAACGAAACUGAAACGUAACUUGAAAAAUAUCUUGAAUAACCUUAACAAUAAGUGAGUAAUGCUAUUACUUAUAAACUGAAUAAAAUCAUUUUAAUAAAAAUGUUUCAAUUAUUUAUUAAUUUAUAACCUUUUAUUAAUUUCUUUAAAUAUUUUAUUGAAGGCAAUUGUUUCUUAAGUAGGUACAAAAAAGAAAAACAAAUUUUGUAAUCCGUAAAAUAAAUCUUUAAUUUCAUUUCAGUCACAGCUGUCAAAUAUAUAUAUAAUAUAUAACUUAC
Leptopilina heterotoma is the source of this 3617-nucleotide messenger RNA. Its product is annotated as glutamate receptor ionotropic, kainate 2-like. Bases 685 to 3360 code for a protein of 891 amino acids. Gene Ontology annotation, cellular component: postsynaptic membrane; plasma membrane. The transcript is spliced from 16 exons. The record is from RefSeq and is a predicted model, not a curated record. Gene Ontology annotation, molecular function: transmitter-gated monoatomic ion channel activity involved in regulation of postsynaptic membrane potential; glutamate-gated receptor activity. NCBI's taxonomy places the organism in Eukaryota, Metazoa, Arthropoda, Insecta, Hymenoptera, Figitidae. Gene Ontology annotation, biological process: synaptic transmission, glutamatergic; monoatomic ion transport; modulation of chemical synaptic transmission.